Molecule: messenger RNA, 727 nt
Organism: Ricinus communis (castor bean)
Lineage: Eukaryota; Viridiplantae; Streptophyta; Magnoliopsida; Malpighiales; Euphorbiaceae
Product: protein PLANT CADMIUM RESISTANCE 3-like
Exons: 4
Coding region: 85-525 (146 amino acids)
Source: RefSeq, a predicted model, not a curated record
UGUUUGGCACUCGGUAUAUGCAUUACAAUCUCAAGUUGAGCUUUUAAUUAGUUGGUAAAACUGUUUUUUCCUGCUUAAUUAACCAUGUCCUCCCUGCCAAAUAACUCUAAAGCCCAGGUUCCUUGGUCGACGGGACUAUGCGACUGCUUCUCGGAUAGGCGAACCUGUCUCAUGUCCUGUUGCUGCCCAUGCGUUAUUUUUGGAAGAAUUACAGAGAUUGUUAAUAAAGGAAAAAUAUCCAAUGCGACGAGUGGGGUGUUGUACGUAGCUCUUUCAUGUCUUGUUGGCCCAUGCCUAUAUUCAGCUCCAAUUCGUUCAAAAUUGCGAAAUGAAUAUAAUGUGAAGGGAACCAGAGGCCAGGACUGCUUGGUUCACUGCUUCUGUGAGCCUUGUGCCUUGACUCAAGAAUACCGAGAGCUACAGAGCCGUGGUUUCGACAUGAAAUUAGGAUGGGAAGAAAAUAUGGAGAAGCAGAAUCGACCAGUAGCUACCGCUCCUGUGGUGGAAAUUGGCAUGAAAAGAUAGUUAUAUAAGAGAAUCUGCAUAUGUUUGUUGGGUGAUUUCUGUGUUGAGAUUAUUUUUGUUAUAUAUGUGAUUUUGUUAUAAUGUUUGUAGAGUGAUUACUUUUGUUAUGGGGUGAUUUAUUUGGAAUAAUGUUGAGGAUGAUGAUCCAUUUUGACAUCUGUUGUACUUUUUCUCAUUCUAAUUAAUGUGAAGCUUUGAUUAA